UAUAGUCGCUGAGAGAUGACGUCAGUCAAACGCCACAGUUGAAGAACCGCCUAAGAUAUUGUGAAUACUUGAACAGUUUUCUAAAAACAACAUAAUAGAGUCAAGCAACGACACUAACAACAGCCAUGUCUGUGGAUUAUGCUGCUGGGCUCUCGCCAUACGCAGACAAAGGUGUUUGCGGACUUCCUGAGAUGUUUGAUAGUCCUGAGCAGCUCAAGGCGAAUGUGGAGACCCUCGCUCAGCUGAUUAAAGACUCUCAGUACCUGGUAGUCCACUCUGGAGCAGGGAUCAGCACCUCAACAGGCAUCCCUGACUUCAGAGGUCCAAAGGGUGUGUGGACAUUAGAGCAAAAUGGUGAGUCACCUCACUUUGAAACCACCUUCGAGGAUGCCCGGCCCAGCUUGACUCACAUGGCCCUGCUUGGACUUCAGAGGGCCGGCUACCUCAAGUAUCUAAUCAGCCAGAAUGUGGACGGCCUACAUGUUCGAUCAGGCUUCCCCAGGGAUAGGCUAUCAGAGCUCCAUGGAAACAUGUUUGUGGAGGAGUGUGAGAAGUGUGGCAGGCAGUAUGUCAGAGAAAAAGUGAUAGGUGUGAUGGGACUGAAGCCAACGGGACGUUACUGUGAUGUGGUUCGAUCCAGAGGACUCAGAGCCUGCAGAGGAAAGCUGAUAAGCACUAUACUGGACUGGGAGGAUGCUCUUCCGGAAAGAGACCUGAACAAAGCAGAAGAUGCCAGCAGACGAGCAGACCUGGCUCUGACGCUUGGCACCUCCCUGCAGAUCAAACCCAGCGGAGACCUUCCACUCAUCACAAAACGCAAAGGAGGGAAACUGGUCAUUGUCAACCUGCAGCGCACAAAACAUCACAAGCAGGCGCAUCUGCUCAUCCACAACUACGUAGACGAGGUCAUGAAACAGCUGAUGGAGCUGCUGGGCCUGGACAUCCCAAAGUGGGAGGGUCCGACAAUCUGCGAAAGCUCCGGAGAACCCUCUGAGUCCACCGGAGACGUCAAACCACCACGUGCAGUUACAGCAAAGAGAAAGUUGAAAAAGGACCUGAUAAAGGAGGGGAGGAAAAGAGACACAACACCACUGACAGACGAUGGGAGUGUUAAAGAGGAGGCGGUCCCGGUAAAGAGGGAGAGAGCAGACUCUCCAGGGCAGAUAAGUGAAACGAAAUAGCCUCAGUUAUUUUUCUUCACAACACAAACAGUCCACAAAUAAACUCUACAACCAAGGAGGCUCGGAUUGAUCCAAUUCAGAGGACAGAGGUUCUUUUCAUUUUACACCCUCUGCAACAAAGACUUCUCUUGUACUCUAGUUUUUUUUAAUCCCAUUUUUUAUACACUCCCCCCACCCUUACUGCUAUGACAAACAGAAAUGUGAAACUGACUCCUUAGCUGAAAGCUCAAAAGUUGACCUCCUUAUGGAGCAAAUGUAGGUAGGAGAUUGUGUCUAAGGUAACAAGAUGGCUUUAUAUGAGGAAAUAUGGAAUAUAAUGUUGAAUAUCACAGUAAUGAUAUUACUUGCGAUCAAUAGACAGCUAUUUUAGUUUCCUCGGUUCCACAUUCCUACUGCUUUCAGUUUAUGGCUAAAAUACAACAACGAGUAUUGUUGCUGGACACAAAAGGCACCAGCAACAAAGAAAGACAUUUACAUUUGAAAGUGCAAGAAAUACUCCCUUUCUUACUUUUGAAAUUCCUGAGUCCAAUACUGCAGUACUUCCUGAUGCAUUUAUUGCACAAGGGGACACCACAACGACAAUAACAAAACAUGACGUUGACAUUUUGAGUGUUUUCUUUUUCCUUUUUUGUCAAACAACAUGCCCACAAAAGUAAACUUAGUAUUACAGUAUGCGAUGUUAAUGUUUCCUCCUGCUAUCGUAAGACACGGUGGGGUGAAUUUCUUUGCAUAUAAUUCCACAUCAGACUUUACUUGGAGCACCGACCUUUAACAAACAAGACUCUGACUUUGAGAUUGGGAACACAGUUCUAAAUAAAGUCUUUCAUGAGGUGUGUAAGGUUGUUGCACAUUCUAAUUAAAAGCUCUAUUUAAAACCAUGCACUUCAGAUCUUUUCCCUACAGAUCUGUCCUUUAAAGACACCUUGAUACUUCUCUAAACGUCUAUCUCAUGGUCUGAUUAACUGGUAGCCUCAUAGACUUAAAGUGAGGUUAAACCCAACAAUAACCAUAGCAUUUUUAUCCCUCAGUGCUUCUUUCAUGGUACAGAGGAGUUCACCUUCUCUGAGAGUGUUUAUGUCUGUUAAAUGAAGCCCCUGCUGCUGCUGCUCCCUGGCUGCAAAUUGACCAUUAUCACUCUGUGUGUUUCUAGGAAAUAGUUUUAUCUCGGGAACAAGGCAUUAUACUCUGACUCUCCCAUUUUCUUUCUAUUAAAACCUAUCUUUUCACACUCAACACAAUAAGCUGCUGGUUCAACCCUUUGUGUAUAUGUGCUGUAUGUUGUGUUCUGGGAAAUUAAAUGGACUAUUUGCAGUUGUAAA
Molecule: messenger RNA, 2500 nt
Organism: Eleginops maclovinus (Patagonian blennie)
Lineage: Eukaryota; Metazoa; Chordata; Actinopteri; Perciformes; Eleginopidae
Gene: sirt6
Product: sirtuin 6
Exons: 8
Coding region: 126-1181 (351 amino acids)
Biological process (GO): negative regulation of transcription by RNA polymerase II
Cellular component (GO): nucleus
Molecular function (GO): NAD+ binding; transcription corepressor activity; histone H3K9 deacetylase activity, NAD-dependent
Source: RefSeq, a predicted model, not a curated record